Hydra vulgaris (swiftwater hydra) is the source of this 568-nucleotide messenger RNA. RefSeq names its product transmembrane protein 9B. The record is from RefSeq and is a predicted model, not a curated record. Gene Ontology annotation, cellular component: lysosomal membrane. NCBI's taxonomy places the organism in Eukaryota, Metazoa, Cnidaria, Hydrozoa, Anthoathecata, Hydridae.
AGCAUGUAAAACGAAAAAACUAUAUGAGUAAAGUAUGAGUUCAAAACAAAUAUGUUUAUUUUGGAUAUUCAUUCUUGGAAAUACUUUUACUUGUGCAUUAAGUACUUCUAAUGAUUUCCGUUGCAAAUGUGUUUGUCCUAAAGAAGGACCCAAAAACUCAACACAUAUUUUUGUUGUAAGUAAUAUAACACAACCAGAAGACUGCAUCUGUCAAAAUGUAGUCAAACGAGAUGAUAAAUAUUGCUUGAAAUGUGAGUGCAAAUUUGAAACUCGUCAUUCAAUGUUAAUCAAAGUGAUUAUUAUAUUUGUUAUAGCAUGUAUUUCUCUUUUGACUUCAUAUAUGAUUUUAAUUUUCAUCAAGUCCAAAAUUAGUGGAUCUAAAUCUGCACCAUUGAUAACUGAAAAACUAAAAAGACCAAUUUUAAGAAAACGCAACAAUGCUGCAUUAAAUAAACUAGAUCAGACAAUAUCAGAUUGGCAACAAAGUGUUGAUGAACAGCGAUACCGUGUCUAUGGGAAAAAAGAUGUUUUAAAUUAGAGUACUAUAUAUAUAUAUAUAUAUAUAUAU